GAUGUUUUAGUUGAAGAGAAAUCAAGAUUGGGUUCGAUGCCACCAAGUUGUUACAACAAAUGUAAUCAAUGCCAUCCAUGUAGGGCAAUUCAGGUACCAAGUCUACCGAGUAAUAAUGGUGUCAAACCAAGAGGUGGUGUGGCUCGAACCCAAGCUAGGUCCAUGCACCACACCACUAGAGAAUCAUCAAUUCCACAUGCGGGAGCUAGCAGGUAUUCGAAUUACAAGCCACUUGGAUGGAAAUGUAGAUGUGGAGGUCACUUCUACAAUCCAUAGCUCAAAAGUAUCUAAAUUUAUUUAAAAUGAGUCAAUAGAACAACAAUUGAAAUGCCCCUUUUUAUAUUAUAUUAAUAGGGAGAGUAAACAUAUGGUCGAAAAAUUCCUUGAGAUUUGUAAAAAUUAGAGAAAGUCAAGUCAAGGCAAGACAUUAAAUGAGGUUGUUAUAAGUAGUAUUUACUAUGGUUGUACAUAUUCAUAAUUAAAAAGUGAUUGAUUGGUAUGGUGUUGAUAUAAAUGUAGUGAGGUAGGUUUUGGAUGUAUGGAUCUUGUUAAAUUAUUUGCAUAUUUCUUGUCUCAAUUUAUAUAAUACGAGUUAAAUGA
Molecule: messenger RNA, 600 nt
Organism: Solanum lycopersicum (tomato)
Lineage: Eukaryota; Viridiplantae; Streptophyta; Magnoliopsida; Solanales; Solanaceae
Source: RefSeq, a predicted model, not a curated record